GGCCGCGCUGAAUAAAAAUUUGUGGUCGUGUUCGCGCGCGAAUUUCUUCGCUACUGUUCCAGGAAUUCCAUCAGUUGGUGCACGGAGCCGAACAAGUUCCCCUCUCCCUGCGCUUUUGGGGCCAGCCAUUUAAAGCUCCACUGGAAAGUCAGCUGGCUGGAAGAUUUAAAUCCCCUCGCGACUUCCAUUCCGAGAACUUGGCGCGCAAAUUUAUGAAUGAAACUGCUGGUCAUUCAUAAAGGCAGCUCUCCAGGUCUCAUUCCUUCGAAGUCCGUCCGACAGUGUGGUGGUCCCAGUAUACCGGCUCCAGAAGUUCUGGUGAAGUGCACGUGAAACAACGAAUUAGUGCUAGAGCAAAACGUUCGAAAAUGUCGGUCAGUCAGGAAACGUUGGACAUGAUUACGGCGGCCAUCAAAAACGGAGCCAACGUGCAGGGCACUUUGGUCCGGUCCAAGCUGACCAACCGGCUGGUGUGGAACGCGGAGGAUAACGACGAGAACGACCCGUACCGGCAGUACCUGUCGAUGAUUGGCGGCGGACAUGCCACGGGACAGGGGAAACAGCUGCUGCAUGCCGGAAGCGCUGGAGGCCGCACGGUUCUGGGGGAGAUUCAACAGCAUGACAACUUGAACGGGCGCCGGAAUGGCAAGAAGCAUGACAAGGAGAACUGGCGCGAUCAGUGGGAGAUUCUGAAGAAGUCCGGCAACUACUGCAGCCUGUGCAAGAACAACAAGGAAGGAAGGGAGAUCUACCUGUCGCACAAUCUGAAGGGACCGAACGGAGAAGUGACCUGUCCGAUACUGAUGGAGUGUGACUGCCCUUGCUGCGGCCAGCGGGGACAUACCAUCGCGUACUGUCCGGAGAAUCAAACGGGAACCAGCGUCCUCAAGAUGAUCAAUCGUCACAACCGCAUCUAAAACGCAUGUGACUCGCGAAGUCCACUCGAAUUCUUUGGUACCCUGCUCGUAAAGGAUACCAAUCUUUGUUAUUUAUUGUAUUUAUUUAUUUAUUGACUUAACUUAUUGGUUCUAAUUGUACAAUUUUUGCUACUAACAUCCUUUACACAACGCUUUGCUAGAACUUUUACCGGGUGAACCUUCGCUCGCCCCCUUUUGAUACGACCUUUUAUCCAAAAACAUUGUAACGAUCUACUAACCGCUAGGCUUAAGUCCACAGAUGCUUGAAUUUAAUAUAACUUAUAACAAUUUGUAAGUCACACUUCACACCACUUAAGAGUAAAAGUAAUUUAUGUACCGAA
Messenger RNA from Aedes aegypti (yellow fever mosquito), 1258 nucleotides. RefSeq names its product nanos homolog 2. The coding region runs from base 369 to 917 and encodes 182 amino acids. Gene Ontology annotation, cellular component: perinuclear region of cytoplasm. Gene Ontology annotation, molecular function: zinc ion binding; mRNA binding. Gene Ontology annotation, biological process: oogenesis; negative regulation of translation. The record is from RefSeq and is a predicted model, not a curated record. The transcript has 3 exons. Lineage: Eukaryota; Metazoa; Arthropoda; Insecta; Diptera; Culicidae.